Messenger RNA from Egretta garzetta (little egret), 2194 nucleotides. It is a transcript of the gene SLC25A30, whose product is annotated as solute carrier family 25 member 30. Gene Ontology annotation, biological process: mitochondrial transport. The transcript is spliced from 9 exons. The coding region runs from base 11 to 886 and encodes 291 amino acids. Gene Ontology annotation, cellular component: mitochondrial membrane. Lineage: Eukaryota; Metazoa; Chordata; Aves; Pelecaniformes; Ardeidae. The record is from RefSeq and is a predicted model, not a curated record.
AGAAUCAAUAAUGUCGGCACUAAACUGGAAGCCCUUUAUCUAUGGAGGUUUAGCGUCAAUCACUGCAGAAUGUGGUACUUUCCCCAUUGACCUGACCAAAACACGGCUACAGGUUCAAGGUCAAGUUAAUGAUGCCAAAUAUAAAGAGAUCCGUUACCGUGGAAUGGUGCAUGCACUAGUCAGAAUAUGCAGAGAAGAAGGAUUGAAAGCCUUGUACUCUGGGAUUGCACCUGCAAUGCUACGCCAAGCUUCGUAUGGAACUAUAAAAAUAGGCACUUACCAGAGCUUAAAAAGAAUGUUUGUUGAGCGUCCAGAAGAUGAAACCCUGAUGAUAAAUGUUCUGUGUGGCAUUCUUUCGGGAGUGAUUUCAUCAUCUAUUGCCAACCCUACAGAUGUCUUAAAGAUCAGAAUGCAAGCCCAAGGUAGUGUGAUUCAAGGAGGAAUGAUGGGCAACUUCAUACAGAUCUACCAAAAGGAAGGCACUAGAGGAUUAUGGAAGGGAGUAUCACUGACAGCACAGAGAGCUGCUAUUGUUGUUGGAGUGGAAUUGCCGGUGUACGACCUAACCAAGAAGCACAUAAUUAUGUCUGGAUUUAUGGGAGAUACAGUAUAUACUCACUUCCUCUCAAGUUUUACUUGUGGGUUGGCUGGAGCCCUUGCAUCCAACCCGAUUGAUGUUGUGAGAACACGCAUGAUGAAUCAGAGAAGCCAAAAACAUGGGGGACACUCAAACUACAAGGGUACUUUGGAUUGCUUGUUACAAACAUGGAAGAAUGAAGGAUUUUUUGCUCUAUAUAAAGGGUUUUGGCCAAACUGGUUAAGACUUGGUCCUUGGAAUAUCAUUUUCUUUCUGACAUACGAACAGCUGAAGAAAUUAGACUUCUGACAUGCCGAACUGUGUACGGAAUUCUGUUGAUGUACUGUUUGAGUUCAGAGCAACUUGUAAGUUGUCUUGAGUGUUUGCUCUUUAUUGUCAAGAGAUGCUGGCCAAAGUGAGAGGCUGCUACAAGACUGUUGCGAACGAGAACAUCCUGGAAGUGAGUUCAAGGCAAACUGGCUCCCACAAUGAUGCCUUGAUUGCGUGAUUCAAGGGAUGAUGUGCACUAUUUUCUAGACUGCUCCAAACAUGGUGGAAUACCUUCUGUCAACUGCUUAAGUGUUCUUGAAUCUCAAGAGCUGUAAUGUGACUCUAUGCUGCCAAGACUCAGAUGCACAGUCGUUUGUGAGAGGCAAGGAACAACCUUUCUGUGAAGGAAGAUAGGUGGUACCAAGGAGCCAGGCCCUUCCUCUUUUUGGAAGUGAAUACAAUUUGACUGUAAAUAUUUAUCGUUUCUAAUUAACUGGAAGAGUCACAAGGCUUUUAGUUCAGCAAAAUACCUGCUGCAGUACAAAAUCUGCUUCUGGUUUUAGAGCUUUCCUGUGUUCUACAUCCUUGGAUGUCUGCAUAAUCUGCUGAGAAUAAUCCAGCUUCAUUUGAAAGCAUGGUUGCUGCAGUUGUCAGUUCUGCAUAGCUUGAGGAAGGUUGGUUGUGGGGUUUUUCUUUGGUUGGUUUUUUUUUUUUCUUCCCCCAAUGUACUGUUCUUGAUUUUCAGCAUAAGUGAUUCUUCAGCAUACUCAUACGUAAAUUGCAAGUAGGAAUGAAGUUCAAACAACUCCAUGCUCACCUGUCAAUCUUGCAGAGAAACUCUCCAUGCUGCUUCCAUUGUUGGGAAUAACUAUUUGUAGCGGUUACUGGCUGUUACGUUAUCACCUGAAAGAUGCAAGUUUUACUCUGAGCAGUUCCGACUGUGUCAUGUAGGUGCCUACGUGAAAAGAACCACCCCUCCCCCCAAGGUAAAUCUAUAAAAAAACCUGCUUUCCUUGUUUAAAAAGGCGCCCAAACCCAGAACUACCGAGCACUUUCAUAUAGCCAACGGGCCCAAGCUGCUGUUACCUGCAAGUAAACCAGUAACAGCUUCCUUAAAGUGUUACCUGUGGGCUUAAACGCGUGAUCAAAACUUCAGGGCCAUUAACUAAACAGUUACGUCAAGGUUCUUGCAAAUUGUUGCUGCUGAAUUCCAGGAAAGGAAAGGUGUGACGCGCACGCAGUUCUUCCGUGCUCUCGGAGGGUAGCAAAGCCGUCUGCGCAGCUUUGGACUGUCACGGCGUUCUGUUCAUCUCUUGAGUGUUUUUGGUUAGUCAUACAUUCCAUGUG